GGUGACUCAAACACAGGUGGCAGACAGACAUAGAGUAUGCGACAAAGGAACAUGCACUAAGGAGGAGGGUUAAGUGAAUUAACAGACGAAAGAGAAAAGUAACCUGCAGACACAGCAUUCAGUCACACUGAGAAUACAACAGGACACAGCCACACGCUCAAACAAUUCACCCACAGAAUCGCUGCCUGUAAAUAUGGAGCUUAACUCUGAUGAUACUCCACCAAGCUUAGACUUGAAAGAAAGAAAUUAUCCCAAAGAAGACAAUGAAAUUGACAGUCCAAAAGUCUGUCCUCAACCCAAAAUGCAAAACACCAGCGUGGCUGAAAAGGACCAGGAUGUGAAUUACAUUGUCCUAUCAGAUCCAGGUCUACUCAUUUGUCCUGUUGGGGAGCUGAUGGAUUCAGCAUCGGCACUUUCUCCCCCAUUACCCCCCAAAUGUUACAAGACGUCACCUGCAUUUGAGAAAACUUUAAGCCAGAGCCCACAACUAAAAGUCUUCAACAAAGAGAAUAAACCUUCGAAUUCGUUGGCAUGCUGGACGUCUCCUGCAUUGGGUGGAGUUAAAAUUAACAAUCAAUGCUUGGAUCUUAUCCAAGGGGAAGCACUGGACAUGCCAUUGCCUCCUCUAAGACCCUUUACUAAAUCACCUAUACAAACUCCAGAGCCAAAUAAAUUACAAAGGGCUGAGAGGAACAGACCGGAGCACGACAUAACUGAAAGAAAUGAAAAGACGAAAGAGAAUAAGGAAACAUCAGAACGUCAUCUGGAUGUUGGAAAGCCUCCGCGACAGAUCUUAGUCAUAUUUACAGACAAAUUUGGAGAGGACAAGGGGAAGGAAGAAGAUGAUCAUGGUAAUAUUGGGUCGACCUUUCCAACAAUGACAGAAAAUGUAUCCCCGUUAGGAAAGGAAUGCUCAGACCUUAUCCCAGAUGAAGAAACUAACAUGGGGGCAACCAACAGAGACUGUACGUCCACAGUUUCAGCAAAACCAGAACCAACGAUUCCAGUACAGCCCCCUCCAAAACCACCUCGAAAUCGUCCCCCAAAACCACCUGUCAAACCUCCACAGCUCUACAGUACCUUGAGGGCUGGAAUAGAAGCGGAAAAGGAGAGAAGACAGCUGGAGAAUGAACACUGGACAGACUUUGUGGACAAGGAAAGGGAUGAAUAUGAAGAAGAAAGAAUGGACAGCAGUAAGUUAAACAGAGAUCCCAAAGAUACCGAGUUUACCACUUCAGCCAUGACAGAAAUGCCCUCCCAUCUAGGACAAACACCAAUGGAGUCCAUCCUCAAAUUAUGUCUCCAGCUCCCUUGUUUGGACAGACCAACAUCUAUAAUCGCAGCUAAGAACCAAACUCCUGAUUGUCAGUCUCAGCACCCAAGAAAACAAUACCAGAACAAAGCAAAUGGGCAAGUCCGACCUGGUCUUCAAAGGGUGGCUCCAGCUUGGGUAAACCCUAUAGGGACAGACUCAACCACAGAGAGACUAAACUGGACAGAAAUCAGCAAAGAAAUCCAGAUAUCUGAUCAAGUGAUUUCUAAAUUGCCAUCAGGAUGCAAAGAGGCCGUGGUGUUGGGGACAAAGUUGGACCCUGGUCAGCGAGGGCUGCAGAGGUCAGAGGACACACAAGUAAUUGCUGGGACACUUCCAGAUGGAGAGCUGAAGCAAAGGACCAACACAAAAGGCAAAGUGAAAAAGCUUGCCAAGAAGAUGAUUGAUAGACUGAAAGAUGGAAGAGAAGAAAGAAGAAGACUCAAAAUAGAAGAGAUGGAAAUAAACAGAGUAAGAGAGGAUGAAAGGAGUUAUGGGGAGGAAGGAGAGAUAAAGGAUGAUGAUGAUGGGGAGGGUGAAGAUGCAGACCAACCAGCACUAACAGAGACACACGCUGAGCUGAUGGAGAGGAAGACUGAAAGACGAAAUGCAACAUCUGACAGUCCUUUCAGCUCCUUCAAAGUGUGCAGUCCAGUGAAGCUGGUGGAGGAGGUGCUGUCAGGAGACGACUGGUUCCAGUUUCUGAACAGAGACCAGAGCGCCACACCUGACCCCCCUGACUCACCUGAAACAGCAGAGCCCUGCGGAGACUUCCUGUUCACUCCAGAGGUGUGUGACGAAAACCCUGCUGUCCCAGAGGAGGAGCCUGUUUAUGAAGAUAUGCAUCGUUCAAAUAUAGAAGAGCAACAGGAGAUGAACAGGACCCCCAGUGCUGCCGUACCAACCACUCCGAUGAGUCCCAGGACCAAAGGCAUUUAUGAUACAGUGAUGUUUAUCCCGCCUGUGCAGCCUAAAGUCACACACAUCCAUUUUUCUGAUAUUAAGUCUCAGGUGCUUCUGGACAGUUCAGUUCAGAAAUAUCUCAUCAAGCUGAGCAAGAAGCGGAGACGCAGAGCAGCACGGGCACGACGUGGUGAUAAAAACCACGCAAACAUCAUCAGGCUAUCUCUCUCCUCCACCUCUCCACAACAAGUCUUCCCUGCCUCCGUCUUCUACUGCGUCCCAGCCUCAGGACGAGAGGCGGAGCAGCAGCCCCCCACAGUCAAGAGUGGAGGAAGCAGUCCCAGAAGUCUGGCAAAGAUAAAGUCGGCUCUGAAGGAUAAAACCAUCCUGAGAGCAGCACAGCCGAAGGAGGACCAAGGAACCUAGAGGAUGCUUCACUGUUUUAUAACAAUUAUUAAAACAAAGCUAUUUUUUUCCUGGUCUGAUCUCUGCUGCAAUACCACCACUAACUUUUUUUGUCAUACUAAUAAAUUUAAUUAUUCUUCAGCAUGUCAAAACAAAAGAAACAACGUUCAUCUAAGCGACCUACAUAAUAAUCAUUAAUAUUAAGUGAUGAAAUUAUUGGUAGCUGAUGAGAAAUAUGGCAUUACUUUAAGGUAGACAUGUAGAGUUGAAAAAACAUGUAGACAUCUCUCCCGGACAGAGCACGUGAGAGACAUUUUUUAAAAAUACCCGAAGACAUAUCUUUUUAACUUGGCUUUUAUUUAAUGGUGCCUCUGUUUCUAAGUAUUAUCUUUACUACUAAUAUAUUAUAUAUUAUUAUUUAACUUUUAUUU
Messenger RNA from Plectropomus leopardus (leopard coralgrouper), 3051 nucleotides. RefSeq lists its product as uncharacterized. The record is from RefSeq and is a predicted model, not a curated record. NCBI's taxonomy places the organism in Eukaryota, Metazoa, Chordata, Actinopteri, Perciformes, Serranidae.